GUGUCCACGACAUCCACAUUUGAUGGAAAGCAUCCGAAGCAAGCAGGCCGAAAAAGCCAGAGGGACAAGCGCAAGUGUCAACGCAAGCGCGAACGAUACGAGGGCAAAUCACGUCAGGCACAUGUCGGGCCCGAAAAAAGGGAAAGAACGGGGCAAUGGAGGAGAGAGGAGGAGGGGACCUACUGGACGCAAGAGGAGCCUCAACCCGUAGCUCUUUCUUUCUUUCUUUCUUUCUUUCUUUCUGACACAUGCAAGUGCAGGUGGGGGAGGGGGGGGGAACUGUGA
Molecule: messenger RNA, 285 nt
Organism: Neurospora hispaniola
Lineage: Eukaryota; Fungi; Ascomycota; Sordariomycetes; Sordariales; Sordariaceae
Exons: 2
Source: RefSeq, a predicted model, not a curated record